AUGUCGCUAAAAGUUCAUGAUACUUUCUUAUCCUGGGAUGAAUAUUUUCAAGCAGUUGAAAUACACUGUAAUAAAACAUUCCAACCCAUGGUUAAACAUGGUUGCAAGCUAACGGUAACAGCUAAUGCUAAGAUCAAGGUCGACCAAAGACCUUAUCCUGAAAUGUUUAAAUACGUGUACUAUAAUUUAAUUUGCACACAUGGUGGAUUCAAUUCAAGCAAAGGAAUAGGGAAAAGAAAUUCAGGAUCAGCAAAAAAUAACUGUCCAGCUAAAAUUUAUGCUGCUUUAACAAAAGAUAGAACAAAAAUAAUUAUUAAACAAAUGAUAGAAACGCACAAUCAUGUUAUUGAACAAGAUCUUUACAAACACUAUGUCCAAAAUAGAAAGCUAUCAAAUGAAGAGAAGGCCAAAGUUAAAGAACUGAGUCGUCUUGGUGUUACUACUAAAGUAAUUGCUGAUGAAAUGAGAAAGAGUACAGGAAAAUCCAUAGUAAAUAAGGACAUUUGGAACAUUAAGGAUAAAAUUCGUCAAAAAGAAAAAAUAUGCCCAUCUUCAAGAAAUGUUUUAAAUGUUGCAGAACUGCUAGUGAAAGUAGUUGAGAAAAGAAGAGAGAGUGAUCUUGGACUGGUAUCACAAUAUGGUAUGUCAGAUGAUAAUACUCUUCAGUAUUUAUUUGUUCAAACUAGUGUAAUGAGAUCCAUAUUUAGUAAGUUUCCUGAGCACAUUUGUAUUGAUACCACCUACUGUCUCAACAACAGUGAUAUGCCACUGGUAUCAUUUUUAUGCAUGGAUGGGAAUGGUUUUUCCCACGUAAUUGCUUUUGCUUUAAUUGCUAAUGAGUCAGAAGUGAUGUUUAGUCAAAUUUUUAAAACCUUUAAAGCUUAUAAUGUUUCUUGGAAUUCCAUUAAAACAUUUAUGAUAGACAAAGAUAUGAGUGAGUUAACAACACUGGAGCAAAAUUUUCCUAAUAGUUUUUGUGAAAUUUGUUUGUUUCAUGUUAAAAAAGCUUUCAAGAAAAAGGUUGCAGACUUAUCAUGUACCAUUGAUGUUAAAAGAAAAAUUUCUGUAUAUCUGGAUACACUUUGUCAUUCAAGAGAUCAGUCAAUAUAUGAAAAACAGAAACAGUUGCUUUUGUCUCUUAAUGAGUGCUUUGCAGAAUACUUUUUAAAUAAUUGGGAUCAUAUGCGUGAUCGUUGGGUUUUUUAUAAACGAGCAACACAUUUAAACUUUGGCGACACCACUAAUAAUAGAAUCGAAUCUUAUCAUCAGAAAUUGAAAAGUGUAAUAACUCACCCAAUAGAUUUACAUCAGUGUCUUGAAAAAAUAUUCUUUUUAAAUGACAUGUUUUUAGAGGAGUGCAAAUUUAAGCAAUUUAAAAGUUUAACGAAAAAAUACUUUUCCGAGUUGUCCUACCUUCACAACAUAAUUACACCAUAUGCUAUAAAACAUGUAUCAUUGAGCUUGUAA
Molecule: messenger RNA, 1467 nt
Organism: Hydra vulgaris (swiftwater hydra)
Lineage: Eukaryota; Metazoa; Cnidaria; Hydrozoa; Anthoathecata; Hydridae
Source: RefSeq, a predicted model, not a curated record